AUGGAUCCUGAUAUGGAGAUCGAUACGUUCGAGCCACGGGGUACCAAAAGGCCCGCAGAGGAGGUCGAGCAGAAUGAUGAGCCGAAGAAGCCUAAGAGAAUCAGGGCCCUUGACCCUGAUGUGGUCAACAAGAUUGCAGCUGGAGAGAUCAUUGUUGCUCCCAUGCAUGCCUUGAAGGAGUUGAUUGAAAACGCCGUCGACGCUGGCUCGACCUCCAUUGAGAUCCUGAUCAAGGAUGGCGGGCUGAAACUACUCCAGAUUACCGAUAACGGCCAUGGCAUCGACCGAGAUGACCUACCCAUCCUCUGCGAGCGGUUUACAACUUCAAAGCUUAAGGCCUUCGAGGACCUCACCUCAAUAGGCACCUACGGCUUCCGAGGCGAAGCCCUGGCAAGUAUCAGCCACAUCGCCCAUCUGACCGUCACUACGAAGACGGCCGGAUCGAGCUGUGCCUGGAAAGCGGUUUACAGUGAUGGCAAGCUUGUUCCUGCGAAGCCCGGCCAAAGCGCUGCCCCCAAAGCCACUGCCGGCCGCGGAGGCACGCAGAUCACCGUUGAGGAUCUCUUCUACAACGUCCCAACCAGACGGCGAGCAUUUCGCUCCGCGAGCGAAGAAUACGCCAAGAUUCUGGACGUUGUUGGACGGUACUCCGUCCACUGCGCGGGGGUGGCCUUCUCGUGCCGUAAACACGGUGACUCGGGCGUCAGCAUCUCCACCCCGGCCAACGCAAGCACGAUCGAUCGGAUCCGACAGAUCCACGGCAGCGCCGUGGCCAACGAGCUCGUGGAGUUCCGGGUCGAGGACGAUAAGCUCGGGUUCCGCUCGUCGGGCCUGGCUACCAACGCCAACUAUCAUGUCAAGCGCACGGUCAUCCUGCUAUUCAUCAAUCACCGCUCGGUCGAGUCGACCGCCCUGAAGCGAGCAAUCGAGCAGACAUAUGCGAAUUUCCUCCCCAAGGGUGGCCACCCCUUCGUCUAUCUGGAUCUAGAAAUCGAACCGCAACGGGUCGACGUCAACGUCCACCCCACGAAACGCGAGGUCAAUUUUUUGAACGAAGACGAGAUUAUUGAAAGCAUCUGCGCCGACAUCCGCUCCAGGCUGGCCCAGGUUGACUCCAGCCGGACCUUCCUCACGCAAACCCUCCUCCCAGGCGUGCGAACCAUGGCGGCCGACGCCGAAGAACCAGACGAUGACGACAGUGGAGGGACGAUCGGGGCCCCGAAGACCCCCAAAACGCCAGCAACCACCAAGAAACCCUACGAACACAACCUGGUGCGCACCGACUCGAAAGUCCGCAAGAUCACCUCCAUGCUCACGCCCGCCGCCGCCGCCGCCGCCACCUCAUCAGCCGUAAACCCCACCACCACCACGACCGUCCUCGACGAAGAAGGCCUCCACUACGAAACCACAACCCGCGAACCCCUCCGCAUCGCCCUCACCUCCAUCAAGAACCUCCGCGCCGCCGUGCGCAGCAGCAUGCACACGACGCUAACCGAGACCAUCGCGGCGCUCACGUACGUGGGGCUGGUCGACGAACGGCGGCGCAUUGCCGCCAUCCAAAGCGGCGUGAAGCUCUACCUGGUGGACUACGGCCUCUUCAGCCACGAGUUCUUCUACCAGAUCGGCCUCACCGACUUCGGCAAUUUCGGGGUCAUAACCCUGGAUCCCGCGCCGCAGCUCAUCGACCUGCUCCGCAUCGCCGCCGAGGCUGAGGCCGAAGAAGCCGCCGACCACCAAAACACAACCUCACCCCCACCCCCAAUUCCAUCGACUACAGCAGCCGCAGAAAUCUACACCAAAGCCCCCGAAGUCAUCGCGCAAACCCUCCUCGCGCGCCGCGAGAUGCUAAACGAGUACUUCUCCCUCCAAAUCUCGGAGGACGGCGCCCUCGUCUCCCUGCCCCUGCUGCUGAAGGGCUACCUGCCGUGUCUCGCCAAGCUCCCGAAGUUCCUGCUGCGGCUGGGGCCCUACGUCGACUGGUCGAACGAGGAAGCGUGCUUCCGCAGCUUUCUGCGCGAGUUGGCCGCGUUUUAUGUCCCGGAGCCGUUGCCGUUGCCGCUGCCUGCGGAGCAUGCACAAACAGCUGGAUCAGGAGCAGCAGCAGGAGCAGCAGCGAGGGAGCAAACCUUCCCCUCUCCUACCGAUCCAACUGAUGACAACUCUACCGAGAAGCGAUCCAUCCCGCAGGAAAACUCCGCAGAGCACGAAACAGAAAGGUACAUAGAGCAGCGCCGCGUGCAAAUAGCCCGGAUGCUGGAGCACGUCGUGUUCCCGGCGAUGCGCGGCCGGUUGGUGGCGACGACGCGGCUGUUGGGCGGGGUGAUUGAGGUGGCGGAUUUGAAGGGGCUGUAUCGGGUUUUUGAGCGGUGUUGAUUUCGCCCCUUUGCUUGCUUGUGGUGUGUUCGGUCUGUGGGGGUGGUGUGGUGUUGGGGGGUUGUCGUAGAUGUAUGUAUCUCGAGGAAUAGGGAGGCCUUG
Molecule: messenger RNA, 2475 nt
Organism: Aspergillus uvarum CBS 121591
Lineage: Eukaryota; Fungi; Ascomycota; Eurotiomycetes; Eurotiales; Aspergillaceae
Product: mismatch repair ATPase MLH1
Exons: 4
Coding region: 1-2373 (790 amino acids)
Biological process (GO): mismatch repair
Cellular component (GO): MutLalpha complex
Molecular function (GO): ATP-dependent DNA damage sensor activity; ATP hydrolysis activity; mismatched DNA binding
Source: RefSeq, a predicted model, not a curated record